Nannospalax galili (Upper Galilee mountains blind mole rat) is the source of this 2253-nucleotide messenger RNA. It is a transcript of the gene Derl1, whose product is annotated as derlin 1. Gene Ontology annotation, biological process: endoplasmic reticulum unfolded protein response. The coding region runs from base 179 to 934 and encodes 251 amino acids. Gene Ontology annotation, cellular component: endoplasmic reticulum membrane; Hrd1p ubiquitin ligase ERAD-L complex. The transcript is spliced from 9 exons. Gene Ontology annotation, molecular function: misfolded protein binding; ubiquitin-specific protease binding. Lineage: Eukaryota; Metazoa; Chordata; Mammalia; Rodentia; Spalacidae. The record is from RefSeq and is a predicted model, not a curated record.
GGAAGGGGAAGUUUGUCUUGUGAGCGCUGCCUUGCUAGUCCGAAUUCGGUGGCGCCACGUCCGCCGGUCUCCGCCUCCUGCAUCGCGGCUGCGGCGGCUUCCGCCUGUAUUUCCCCUGGCCCGGUGCGGGGUGGGCACGGCGGACGCGCGGUGCUGCGCCAGCCACUGACGGGCGACGAUGUCGGACAUCGGGGACUGGUUCAGGAGCAUCCCGGCCAUCACGCGCUACUGGUUCGCCGCUACUGUCGCGGUCCCCUUGAUCGGCAAGCUCGGUCUCAUCAGCCCGGCCUACUUCUUCCUCUGGCCUGAAGCUUUUCUCUACCGCUUCCAGGUAUGGAGGCCACUCACUGCCACCUUUUAUUUCCCCGUGGGUCCAGGAACUGGAUUUCUUUAUUUGGUCAAUUUAUAUUUCUUAUAUCAGUAUUCUACACGACUUGAAGCAGGAGCUUUUGAUGGGAGGCCAGCAGACUAUUUAUUCAUGCUUCUCUUCAACUGGAUUUGCAUCGUGAUUACUGGCUUAGCAAUGGAUAUGCAGCUGCUGAUGAUUCCUCUGAUCAUGUCAGUACUUUAUGUCUGGGCCCAGCUGAACAGAGACCUGAUUGUAUCAUUUUGGUUUGGAACACGAUUUAAGGCCUGUUAUUUACCUUGGGUUAUACUUGGAUUCAACUAUAUCAUUGGAGGCUCGGUGAUCAAUGAGCUAAUUGGAAAUCUUGUUGGACAUCUUUAUUUUUUCCUAAUGUUCAGAUACCCCAUGGACUUGGGUGGAAGGAAUUUUCUAUCCACACCUCAGUUUUUUGACAGAGUUUUGCUAUGCAGCUCCUGCUGGCAGGAUUUGUCAUCCUCUGCCUCAGCCUCCCAAGUCCUGGGAUUGCAGGUAUCGCUGGCUACCCAGCAGGAGAGGCGGGGUGUCAGGGUUCGGUGUGCCCCCUGCUAGCAUGAGACGAGCUGCUGAUCAGAACGGUGGAGGCGGGAGACACAACUGGGGUCAGGGCUUCCGACUUGGAGACCAGUGAGGAGUGACCAGGCCUGCCCACCAGCCAUUCUGCUCAGACGACGUGUCCUCCCAGUGCUGGGUGUGCUGAUGGCCAAGUUCUUGCUGUCGCUCUUGGACCUGACCCACACUGAAUGUAGUCUUUCAGUACAAAGACAGCAUAUUUUAAACCUUGAAGGAAAAUACAAGUGUUCCUCCUCAAGUUUCAUGAUUCCCAUUCAAGUCCUUUCCACUAUGAAGAACAAAUUAUCAGCCAUGCAGAUUUCAAAAUUGACUCCUUUUCUGAUGUCUUCUUCUCCUCCCUUUCCAUCUAAAUAAUGAGCUGAGCAAGUGGGUUGGCUAACCAAAUCCUGUCAAGAGGAUUCUUUCCUUUCUCACACAUAUGCCCCACCCACUCUUCUUCCAGCCCGCAAAGUUGCAACUUGAAGGGUUGUGCACAGAAUGGUUUUGCCUUUAAGAAACUCUUAUUUAUUGACUUUUGCCAAAGCUUGGUCAUAAAGAACUUGUUCACACAGUUGUUUCCCCUUUAUUGGCAGAACUGUAGCAAUGGGGGAGAAGACUGAAGCAGUGGAUGAAGAGUGUUGGGGAUGUGUCAGCCUGGCAGCAGCUACAGCCAUUCACCGCCUCUUCAGAUAUUUUUAUAUGAAAAGCACUACUGAAGUCAGUGGGCGCCUAGACUGGUGUUAAUGAGGUUUAGUAGUUGUUGCUAGGAGGUUUUUUUCCUAAGCCAAGUGAUGAAAACCGUAGUGGAGUUGCUUCUAACACAGGAUGGGGUUAAGUGUGAGCCUUCUGUGCUUCCUCUGGGGUGUGCUGACUCUGUGUACUCAGCGCAGUUGUGCUGUGUUGUGCUGUGUAAGGAGGACCCAAAUCACAUUGGCCAAGACAAGCCUUGAGGCCUGAACUCUGUUUCAUUCUCUUUCUGGAUAUGUGUCCUUGAAUUGGUGGAGGGGAGAGUUUUUUAUUUCUUUUUUGGUCCCUUACCUUUUCUGGUCAAGUGUUUCAGUUAAUUGUGGGGAAGUCCAGCUCUUUUGAUAUAUGUAAUCAGUUUUUAAGGCUAAUAUAAGCACAUCUGAGUGAGUCACACAUAAUUUGGGGUUCUGAUUACUUUAAAGUCAUUUGUGUCUGAAGGUCUUUAUUAUUUUGGGUGAUGCAUGUAUAUACUUUGUGAAUCAUACGAACUUUAAUGCCCACAACUUCUUUUCGUAGGUGGGCUUUUGCCAGCAGAGCUUGGCUUGUCACUAAAUAAAGUUUUCUGAAGGCUA